AUGAUGCAGCAUUUAGACAUGGCUCUAUUGUCGGCAUUUGUGGAGAGGUGGCAGCCGGACACAAACACCUUCCACAUGCCGUUUGGAGAGAUUUCGAUCCUUCUACAUGAUGUGCAUCACAUUCUUCGGAUUCCGGUUGACGGAGAGCUGAUGGGAGAUGAGGCGUCGCAGGAUACUCUUAAGUCAGACAUGGGUGGUCUAGUUCGACUUUCGGUGGAUGCUCAGGUUGGUGGUAAGUGGAAGUCUAAAGGGUACGAUAAUGGUGCUAUGCAUGCAGAGGGAUUGUUGGUGCGUGGGGGAGAGCUGAAGAUUAAGGAGAUGGAGGUGCAGUGUUACCUAUUUGUGUUACUGGGAUCCACGCUUUUUGUGGAUAAGAGUCGUGAUCGCCUUCGUCCUGCGAUCAACUUGUUUCUGAAGGAUCAUCGACGAUUGACUGAUUACGCUUGGAGAGCUGGUUCACUAGCCUAUCUCUACAGACAGUUGGGAGUGGCCACACGAGCGGGUAGUAAGGGUCUUUGUGGUUGUUUGACCCUGUUUCAGGCUUGGAUAUAUGAGUACUUUCCUCUAUUCCGUCCGAGCCAGCUGCCGCAGUCUCCGGAUGCACCUCGUGAUUCCUCGUGGAUUUCUCCCCGUUUGCCAGGUGGGGAUGAGGCUAGACAGAGGUUAGUACGUUAUCGACAGUUGUUGGAUGAGCUUUCAGCUGAUGAUGUGACCUGGACUCCGUACGGACGAGAUGGCCACACAGAUAUACCCCGCUCCUUGUAUACUAGCCCCAUUCGCUUUUCUGACAUUGCUGAGGGAUACGAUCCUGCACGUUGUCUGCGCCAGUUUGGAUACCGACAGAUUAUCCCCCGUGCUAUGACAGUACCACAUGACUAG
This is a messenger RNA of Linum tenue, 879 nucleotides long. The record is from the annotation of a GenBank genome assembly. Lineage: Eukaryota; Viridiplantae; Streptophyta; Magnoliopsida; Malpighiales; Linaceae.